Molecule: messenger RNA, 5008 nt
Organism: Haemorhous mexicanus (house finch)
Lineage: Eukaryota; Metazoa; Chordata; Aves; Passeriformes; Fringillidae
Gene: ARL13B
Product: ADP ribosylation factor like GTPase 13B
Exons: 12
Coding region: 1481-2842 (453 amino acids)
Biological process (GO): receptor localization to non-motile cilium; non-motile cilium assembly
Cellular component (GO): motile cilium; ciliary membrane; non-motile cilium
Molecular function (GO): GTPase activity; GTP binding
Source: RefSeq, a predicted model, not a curated record
AGAGCGGAUUGUGUAGAAAGCGUUGGGCUUACAAGCCGAAAAAGUGCUUCCACAGUGGAAGAGAGGAGCAAGUGACACGUGCGGGAUUUUUGAGUUGCUGCUCUCUUGGAAGCGGGAAAGGAAAGUUGGGAACGUGGCCGGAAAGUGCAGAUGCUCUCUUAACUGCUGGACUUGUAGUUACAACUCUUUACAGAAAGUAUGGUGGUCCUAAAGCUGUUCCGCACAAAGAUUUGAGUGCUUCGGGCUUUCAGGAUGUCACAGUUGUUGCACCUUAUUUAGCUCUCAACUUCAAUUCUGGCAGAGAGGAUGGUGUUCACAAAUUUUUGCUGAAUUUUCAGCUACUUUGCUGCUCAGUCACUCGGUUUGCUGUUCAAAAUAUAACACUGUGAAGUGCCCUUAUAACUGACAUUCAGACAAGGAACAUUACAGCAGGAAGUUAAAUAAUUAAAUUAUGUGAGGAGGGUCAGCUCUAAAUGAUUUGUUUAGCUGUGUUUCCAAGAACGUGAAAGCUUGAUGUGGCUGAAAUAAAUUCUGUAUUGUAAAAGCCUCUAGUGAAGGUGAUGUACUAAAUGUACUCUGCUGGAUGGUGUGCAGGCUUCACUGCUAAGUUUGACAGGUUUCUGGGCCUGUUGGUUUUGUUUGACCUCAGCAAGCUGACAGAUGUAAUAUCUGGAACAGGUUUGGGAUGUUGUUAGUGCACCCUAUAAAAUACCUGACAUAUGUUCUGUACAUAUUUCAGAGAUCCAGUCUCUCCAAAUUGGCAUAGCAGAAUGGGAUUUGCCUCCCUACUGCAACAUUUUCAGCAGUGUUGAAUGUCCUUUCCUCCUAGAAUAAUUUGUUUCCUAAAAUUUUUAUCUAAUUUGGCAAUUCCUGCCCACCCCCUUUUAUGGUUUUGUAUUUAAAUAAGAUUCAGCUAGGGCAUAGCUGCUCUCUGCUUUUCACUCUUGAAUAAAUUCUCUUCAUCUCAUGAAUUCCAUCUGAAUGCUCUGGGCCAUAUAUAGGCUCAAGAGCAAUUUUGUGACAGUUUGCAAAGAUAGUCUUUAUAUAAUGGGGUGGGAAUUGCUCUGUGGAGGUGCUCAGGCUCUGAAAAUGUUACAUUUAUGUCAUUUGACACAAUUACAAUGGAACAUUUUGUUCACUGAGCUGUUACAUUUUUUCUUCCUAGAAAUUUCUGUGGCUCUGUUCUCAAAGUGAGCUUUGUUCGGACUUGAUUGUGGGUUGAGGCACUACAGCACACUGCAUGUGGGCUUUUGUUUUUUUGGUUUUUUUUUUAAAUGAUUUUGUAUUCUUUAGAGCUUGAUUUUAAUACUUGUAACAGUUGUAAUCAUCUUGCUCUUUUUAGGAACUUCUCUACUCUUCAUACACUCAGCUCUCCCAUGGAGAAGCUCCUCUCAAAUUCUUGAGGAUAAUGGAACAUAAAUGUUUAAAGAGUAGCUGUUGUCUCUGCUUUGGAUGAAACCUGACCUGGUUCUGACACUGAAUGACAGCAGACCCAUGCAAAGGCAUCCUUGAAAAUGAACUUCAUAGGAUCAGGAGGAGAGUGACAAGAAAGACCUUGGCUCUGAAGUCUCUCUGCCAGUCUCCUUGGGUUGCUCUGGCCUGCCCACAUCAUUCCUGCAGCUUGGGUGGCUCUGGAUGGCUGGUGAAGAGGGAUGUUCAAUCUAAUGGCCAAUUGCUGCAACUGGUUGAAACGGUGGAGGGAACCUGUCAGGUGACACUAAUAAUGGUGGGUCUUGAUAAUGCUGGGAAAACUGCUACAGUCCGAGGAAUUCAAGGAGAGUCUCCUGAAGAUGUGGCUCCAACAGUUGGGUUUUCCAAAAUUAAUCUUAAACAGGGACGCUUUGAAGUCACCAUCUUUGAUUUAGGAGGUGGAAAACGAAUCCGGAAUAUCUGGAGGAAUUAUUAUGCUGAGUCCUACGGUGUCAUAUUUGUGGUGGAUUCCAGUGACAUUGAAAGAAUGGAAGAAACAAAACAAGCCAUGAUAGAAGUGUUAAAAAGCCCUAAGAUAUCAGGAAAACCUGUGUUAGUGCUGGCAAAUAAGCAGGACAGAGAGGGAGCUCUGUCAGAAGCAGAUGUGAUCGAAUCCUUAUCUCUGGAAAGGCUGGUUAAUGAGCACAAGUGUCUCUGUCAGAUUGAGCCUUGCUCAGCGAUCAUGGGCUGUGGGAAAAAGAUUGACAAAUCAAUCAAAAAGGGAUUAUUUUGGCUUCUCCAUAUCAUAGCAAAAGAUUUUGAUGCCUUAAGUGAGCGGAUCCAGAGAGACACUACAGAGCAAAAGGCACUCGAGGAGCAGAAGAAACUGGAACGAGCUGAGCGAGUCAGGAGGAUACGGGAGCAGAGGGAGAAAGAAGAAGGAAAUGCACCUGAGGAGGAAGACCCUGAGCCUGGGAAAUGUGGAAACCCCUUCCAGCCUAUAUCUGCUGUAAUCUCUGAGAAUGAAAAACAGCUGGAAAAGGAAAAGAAAAGACAAAAGUUGGAGACUGAAAAGGCUACAAUUGUCUUGAAAUCCCAAGCAGAGCAGGACCACUUAUCAAGUAGCAGUAGCCAAAACACAAAUGACAGCAGGCUGGAAAGGUGCAAUUCUACAACUGCCCAGCUUUUGCAGCACGCAGAAGAGAGUGACCAACAAGCCUCAGAAUGCCUUGACUCAGAUAACAAUAAGAAAAAAAGUAAAAAACCAAAAUUAAAAAGGGGCCACAGAGUAGAACCUGUUAAUGCAGAGGACUCUAUUCCCAAGAAUCCUACACCACCAGCAGCCCUUCCACCAGUUGGAUGGGGAACUCCAAAACUUAAUAGACUUGGAAAACUUGAGCCUCUCGGUGAAACACAUCAUCCUGGCAAAUAGAGAGAAGGUGACAAGAAAUGAAAGCCAUAUGAAGAGAUUUCUAUGGAAAGCCUUUGCCCCCACUGACUCUACGCCAAAGACCCAACAGUGAUACCCAUGAUGUCAUUGCUUAACUGGAGCACAAAGAGAAUUUUAAAAAACCCACAAAUUAAAAAUCCUAUCUUUUUUUUUUUUUUUUUUUUAGCCUUGAAGGAAAAUUUUUUAUGUGACAUUUUAUCAGCAUGUGACAAUUAAACAUGGAGUUCAUCCUGUUGUGCUUAAUGGUCAGACUUUAUAAUUUACUUUUCACAUCACCAGCUCUUCUUCAGGAUUUCUUUGGUUUACUUGUGAAAAGACAUGGCUGUAAACCUGAAGAAAAACACCUUCAAGAUCCCAUAAUACUGGAUUGUACAUUCCCACUGAGACCUUUCUCCCGGUGCUGUGCAGGUGUUGGUAUUUUUUCAGGGAAUAAAUUAUUCUAAAGCAUUUUGUAAGAUUCCUGUAUGAUAGGGUGAAUAUAGAAAGGUUAAACAAAUAUUGAAUAUAUUUUUCUACCUUUUUAUAAAACGAGUUAAAAGUUUGAGUGGAGCUGUGUACCUGCUACCAAUGAAAUGAUACCUAGGGAGCAUUAUAAAGCUGAUAGUCAAGUGUAUAAAAAUAAAGUGUGCUUGACUCUUCCAUUUCUCUUACAGUACCAAUACCUUUUCUUAGGUAUUAUAUUACAUAUUUAAUAUUUCUGGCAAUCUGAAGCAGAGGGUACAAUAAAAAAAAAUUAAAAUAAAUACAUUUUAUACAAAAUAUUGCUGUUUGAACUAUCUGGAAGUUUUCUUACCUGUUGUUUUCUUUGUUUUGUUAACUGAGUUUGACAUAGGUAAUAAAUUCUAUGGAAAAAAAUAGAGUGAAUACUGUAUUGUCUACUACAACAAACAAGAAAAUUCACAUAGUGGGAAGUUUGCACUAAUUAAAUCAUCAAUUUCGAUAGGAAACUGAAUCAACCAGUAUGCAGAGGACCUCCCUCAGUUUUUAAUCUCAAUAAUACUAAAAUAUCAUCUUGCAAACUGAAGAAACCCUGGGUUUUUAAGGAUUUCUUUAACACUUCCAUGUAAUGUGUUGAAUAUCACAUACAAGUGAUACCUAAACAAGAAGGAUUUCAAUUUGUUAUAUUCCUGUUUAAAUGUUUUUACUAUUAACAGUGGAGACAACCAGUACUGUAUUUGUAAAGGUUCAUUGUUCUGCCACUUAAUGACAGACAGGAUGAAGCCCCCAUUCAGGGGGUUUUUUGGAGAAGCAGCAUUUGAUAAUUUUAUAUUAUGGUCUGUCAUCAAUAAUGUGGUUUUACCAAAGGAGUUGAGAUGUUGAAACAAUGUGGUGUGUUACAUGUUCAGCACUUUGAUAUUGGAAAUCCUUGCCAUGCACCCCUUGCAGCAAGGAGUUGCACAAACUUCUGCCAUAUUAAAAUGAAAUAAUUUAAGAUUUUUAAAGAAUAUGGUGGAAUCACUCUUAAGGAUACUAAGUUUGGAAUAGGUGGAGAGGUUUAUUCCUUUGUGUUUGCUAGUUUAGAGAAAGGAGGAAACAAUUUCUAUGUGACUACCAGCAUGAGAAUACUUCUGUUGUAUUCUAAUACUAGAACAUGAUUCAGUUGAAUUAUUCUCAGGAUUUGGUCAUUUUCCCUUCAGACAACACAAUACUAAGUGCAGGAGAGGUUGCACAAAAAUGUAGAUGUGCAAUCUCCACUUUACUAACACUAGCUCUGUUACCACUUAAGUUUUUGGCUUAAAGGCUCUACUUUUGCAGACUUACUUUUUUACAGCUUCAAUUUCUAGGAAUGUAUUAUACUUUUGUUUUCCCUCUUUCCUAAAAUAAAUCAUGGAAGUCUUUAUUUAAAAUAAAGCUAAAUACUGCUGUGGUAACAAAAUUUGAGAAAGUGAAAUGUUAAUGCUUAUAUAUGAACUGUGUGUUCUGUGUGUUGUGUGUGUGGACACAUGUAUCAUUUUUGAUUUUUGCUUUUAAAAUAAAUUUUACCAGUAUGUGACCAAUGUACUCAAAAAUGUUUUAUAAGUUUUUGUUUUGUUACUAUGCUUUGUAAUUAUUUACUAUGCUGGGGUUUUUUUCCAGUAAUUUAUACUGCUAUGACUUUUUAUUUGCUUAAGAUGACAUUUAUGUAUAGAAUAAAACUAAUGCAAAGCA